GAGCGUCCCGUGGCCAUGAGCGAGCCGGGCGCGCAGAAGGCCGGCGACGGCUCCGUCUCCCGCCUGCUCACCGUGGUGGAGAGCGAGCUGCAGGCCGGCCGGGAGAAAGGCGACCCCACGGAGAAGCAGCUUCAGAUCAUCCUGGAGGACGCCCCUCUCUGGCAGAGGUUCAAGGAGGUCACCAAUGAGAUGAUCGUGACCAAGAACGGCAGACGGAUGUUCCCCGUCCUGAAGGUCAGCGUCACGGGGCUGGACCCCAGCGCCAUGUACUCCCUGCUGCUGGACUUCGUCCCCACCGACGGCCACCGCUGGAAGUACGUUAACGGGGAAUGGGUGCCCGCGGGCAAGCCCGAGGCCCCCGGCCACAGCUGCGUCUACAUCCACCCGGACUCGCCCAACUUCGGGGCUCACUGGAUGAAGGCACCCAUCUCCUUCAGCAAAGUCAAGCUCACCAACAAGCUCAACGGAGGCGGGCAGAUAAUGCUGAACUCGCUGCACAAGUACGAGCCCCAGGUGCACAUCGUGCGCGUGGGCGGCGCCCACCGCAUGGUCAUGAACUGCUCCUUCCCGGAAACGCAGUUCAUCGCGGUGACAGCCUAUCAGAACGAGGAGAUAACGGCUCUCAAAAUCAAGUACAACCCCUUUGCCAAGGCCUUCCUGGACGCCAAGGAAAGGAACCACCUGAAGGACGUUCCGGAAGCUGUCUCCGAGAGCCAGCACUCGGCCUGCUCCCGCUGGGGAGGCUGGAUCUUCUCCAACCCGGACGGAGCGUGCCCCGCGGGAAAUGCCAGUUACCAGUACGCGGCCCCUUUGCCUCUGUCCGCGCCCCACACCCACCGAGGCUGUGAGCGCCACCCUGGCCUCCGGGGACACCGGCAGACCCCCUACCCUUCUGCGUACGUGCACAGAAACCACGCUGCCUCAGUGAAUCUGGUAGAGAGCCCCGGCAACAAUCUGCAAGUUUUCUCCGGAGCCGACAGCUGGACUUCCAUACCCCCCACGCCGCACGCCAGCAUCCUGUCCGUGCCCCACACCAGCGGCCCCAUGAACCCAGGGCCCAGCCCCUACCCGUGCCUGUGGACCAUCAGCAACGGUGGCGGGGGCCCCGCCGGCUCGGGCCCAGAGGUGCAUGCCGGGUCACCGGGAGCAUUUCUUCUGGGCAGCCCCGCGGUGACCGCGCCCCUCUCCACCCAGACACCUGCCUCGGCGGGUGUGGAGGUUCUGGGGGAGCCCUCGCUGACCAGCAUCGCCGUGUCCACCUGGACCGCAGUGGCCUCGCACUCACUCUCGGGCUGGGGUGGCACGGGCGGGGGCGGGCGCCAUUCUCCCUCCUCACUGGACAGCUAGGCGGGGCCUGAGGGCGGGGUCUGCGGAGGACCUUCUAGCAUUGGGCACUUAGAAACCCCGCCCACCGAUCCCAGUGAGCGAGGCGGCAGGCCCUCCCCCUCCCCAGCGAGCUGCAGGGUGGGGUGGGUUCUCCGGUCAGCCCACUAGCCGAUCGUUCAGUGUGGAUGAUGCCAAUUAUGUCCUUGGGUCUUUCUGCCCCGUUCCCCCGCGUUCUCAUUCCCUCCGCAGCGUGUCCGCGCUGUGCUUCGGCAGUGGCGGGACGAUGAGCACCU
This is a messenger RNA of Phyllostomus discolor (pale spear-nosed bat), 1619 nucleotides long. It is a transcript of the gene TBX19, whose product is annotated as T-box transcription factor 19. Gene Ontology annotation, molecular function: RNA polymerase II cis-regulatory region sequence-specific DNA binding; DNA-binding transcription factor activity, RNA polymerase II-specific. Lineage: Eukaryota; Metazoa; Chordata; Mammalia; Chiroptera; Phyllostomidae. The record is from RefSeq and is a predicted model, not a curated record. Gene Ontology annotation, cellular component: nucleus. The transcript has 8 exons. The coding region runs from base 16 to 1347 and encodes 443 amino acids. Gene Ontology annotation, biological process: heart morphogenesis; positive regulation of DNA-templated transcription; cell fate specification.